GAUAUUAUCGUGCAUCCCUAGUUGUGAUCACUUUGAACCCUCUUGUCUUUGAACACGAGUUCAUAUUCACACAUAGACAUAAGUCCAGCUUAUGAGCAGCGGCCAACUGUUAAUGGUUCUCCGAGCUAGAGAUAACUUUUAUAGGAUGGUUAAAAAGCUACAGUAGGUAGACAUUCUCUGAUUGCCUGUACAGAUAAUUUCAGUGAGUAUAUUAGUGCUGUGCAAAGCUCUCCUGUGAUGCCAACACAUUGGUGCCCUCAUUUCAGCCACAAGCAUUGCGUUUAAGUGUGUAGAAUUUAACGAUAGUCUAAAUUCCCACCAAAACAUAAUUUCUCAUGCAGUUUCCUUACUCUGUAUUUCUGACACUACUAUAGUAGCAAAUGUAGGUUUUAUUAGGAAGCAAACAUGGCUUGAUGACGCAUCUAAACGACUCCUUAAUAACAGACAUUCAUGGUAUGCUGAGGCUCAUCUCUUACCCCUGCCGCCGUGUGCCCCCCUCAGUGUAAAGAUUUGCUUUCACUGAUAGAUCUCUGAGCAGCUCAGUGUGAAGGUGUCAUGGAGGCUAGUGUGGCGGUAACCCUGCGUUGACUUGGACAAGUAAUCUGUGAGGUCAGCAAAACGUAAUCGUCUUUACCUCAGGCUUUACAAGUGUUCCCUGGCCUUAGCCCUUGUGCCACUCAACAGCAUUUCCUGGUUUCUGUCCCACUGCCUGGUCUGACUAUGAACAGGUUGAGCUUAUUAGUGUGAAUUUGUGUAGUGCUGCAGAAUACCAUUUUUGAUAGGUUUCCAAAACCGUCAGAUAGAAUGCAAGAUAGCAUCCUGUGUUUAUGUGCCAGAUAUGACCUUGCAUUGGAUAGUUUGAGACAGAAUAAUGUAAUGUCUUUUGCAUGAAUGUUGGGGGAUAAGUAUUAGUGAGGCUUCUGAGUUCAGUCCAGACGUUUUGAUUUGCAGCUGAAAAUGUACUGGUUAUAAGUUGUGGAUGAUGAGUGAGUUGGCCUGCUUCCACCCAUUCCUGAUUCUGGCAGUGAUUUUACAGCAGAUAGAUAGAUAUACAGAGACAGAGACAGAGACAGAAGGUUCUUCUUGGCAUUGCACUUUGACUGCCAUGUUUGCUUGACCUUUCUAUAAAAGUGCCACAUGGCUCACUGGACUGUUUCCAUCACUUGUCCUGCUGAAACACCUUCAGCACAUCUCAGUUUGAUUAGAACUAGUUUGGCCAGUUGUGACUGGCAAUGAGGGCAAUGAUGAGCUACAGCAAAUAAGCGCACAAGACACCGGGUGAGGGGAAACCCGUGUCACUUCAUGUAGUGUGUAAACCACCACAACUUUAAGAUUACACAUCACAAGACAGCAAGUUGUGUAGUUUGAACGGUACAGCAAUCUGACAACUUUGAAAGGCAUGUACUAUGUCCGUGGCAUAACUCUCAGCAGAUCUCUUAACUUGCAGUAUUUUGACAGUCCUACAUCACUUGUAACUUAGUCACUUUGUAUGAAAGUGUGCUAAAUGAAUACAUGUAAAUGUGAAUAUAACACCCCUCUGGUUUUACAGCAGUCAGUCAUGGCAGAGCCCAACCGGCCCCAGCGAAAAUUGUCCACCUCGGGGGACAGCUUAUACAAGGUGCUAGGACUGGAAAAGGGGGCGUCUGCUGAUGACAUUAAACGAGCCUACAGGAAACUCGCUCUGAAGUACCAUCCGGACAAGAACCCAGAAAAUCCAGAGGCGUCAGAGAAGUUCAAGGAGAUCAACAAUGCCAACUCUAUACUCAACGACGACACCAAAAGGAAGAUCUACGACGAGUAUGGCUCCAUGGGCCUGUACGUGUCGGAGCAGUUUGGUGAAGAGAGCGUCAAGUACUACUUCCUCAUGUCCAAGUGGUGGUUUAAGGCACUCUUCUUGUGCUGCACGCUCUCGUCCUGCUGCUGCUGCUGCUGCUGUUGCUGCUUCUGCUGUGGCAAAUGCAAGCCACCGGAGGACGACGAGAACUACCAGUACGUGAACCCCGAGGACCUGGAGGCCCAGAUCAAGGCUGAGGAGCAGGGCGGAGGAGGUGAAACAGUAAUCAUUGUGCAGCCAAUUCCCAGUCCAGGCCCAGAAAACCCCAGUGAGACUCUACCGGAGUCAAAAUGACUCGCCGUGGCGCCCCUAUUGUGAUCCAGCCGCAUUCCACUGUCAACACCUCGGAGACCACCCACUUUGCAGCGAGGCAGCCCAACUAUGCCAACCAGCAGUGAGACACACCCACCCCCACCCCAUCUGUGGCCUGGAACCAGGUCCUCCAACUCGGCCACAGCCCCACGCCAACCUACCCCACCCCACCCCACCAAUGGACAUGUGUGGCCCCUUUACGAGUCUUAUGGUGUGGGGUGCCCCGUUGUCCAUGCCAGUGUGGGCACCAGUGCCAUCUUCCUCACACUAAGGCACUGGAUACUGAGUUUGCAGUAUGCCACAAGAGACAGGGACUCUUUAUACUGCUGUGCUCACUUCCUUUCACCCACAUGCAUGGACAUACGAACACACACACACAUACACACACACACACUCACACACACUUGCGUACACACACUGACAUGGAACAUACACAUAGUGUAUGCAAACAUGCAAAAUAACCUCUCCCUGGUCUGACUAUUCUUAAAUGUUUUAUUUUUCUUCCACCGUACCCCACUAAGUAUAGCUGCUGUAGGAGGCUAUGCUUGAUGGGAGAUGCUCUCUUUUUGCAUUGUUUUCUUCCUCCCUUCUGUUCUCCUCUUGCUGCCCACGGUGGGUCUGACUGGUGAGGCCAACCUGAUUAACUAGCAUGGAUGUGACAAGAAAAAUGAGGGCUCGCCAAAAGUGCAUGCAUUACAUAUAGUGCAUGCUUUUAACUGUACAGCUCUGGUUCAUGCUCAAGCCCACACACACACACACAAACUCUCAUGUCACCCAUCUAUCGCCCUGUGCAAAAGUGGGGGUACCAGCAAAUUGAGCGCUCUCCCUAACAGAGAGAAAUAGAGUGAUGGGAGAGUAGUGAGAGUGACUGGUCAUUAUUUCAGAUCAACACCCUUCUAGUGGACCAGUGUUCCCUGUGUCGUCUUCAGAAGGUGUUCGGUUUUACCAACCAUUCAGGAGCCGCGGCCAAAGCCUCCCUAUGUCUCGGACAAAGCUUUGAUUCCCAACGCAUUUCAACGGAAGUCUCCUUUUUAACACUACACAUUAAUUAAUUAUUUUUUUUUGUUACGACAUUGCACAGAUUUUAUUUGGUUCUAUGUGGUUUUGGAAUUUAAAUCUUUUAUUGAUUAGAUUGCAAACUGACAACUUUUAGCCGUCUAGCAACUGUAGCCAUUCGAAUUUCAGAUUAGUCUGUAGUUUUUCACAGGUGUAGUUGGCGACUGAAGAGGUCAGAGGUCAAAACCCCUAGAGAUACCAUGCCAAAUUCCAAAGCACUGCUGGGUGUUGCUUUUCUCGGUACAUUUUUAAGACAAACCUAUUUAUUAUGCAAGGACUUCCUUGGUUUCUCUUGAACAAAAUGCAGUUGUUUUGGUGAUCUUAAUGUGUCUGUGUUCACGCUUCCCUCUUUGUUUUUGGUUGAGGUCCUCUGUCGUGUCUGUAACCUUGAAUCAGCUGUUAAUUGUUCAACUGGUCUCUUCGUCCAUGUCGGUGUUGUAGAAAAACAUUAUUUACCCCCACUAAUUGACUGUUGAGUAUAUAUUGAUAUCACGUCAAGCCAAAAAAUAUCAUUAUACUCAAUUGCAAUGUAUCUGAAUAAACAAGAGACAGACUAACUAACCCUACGUUACAUCGGUACUAUACACAUGUAUGCUAAUAUUGUUGUGCUAAUCAUCUAGAAGCCGUUCCGAUGAGGGACUGGAUGUAUCGCCAUGUCUUACUGUGCAAUGCGAGAGACCCAGUUCAUCAGAAGGGAGUGCAUUUGAUCCUUGCAUCCAAGGGGCCAUUUAUCUGAUUGGGGUUUUUUUUUUCGACCUAAAGGUAACGUCUUUUUUUUCUUUUCUUUUUUUUUUACCUCGUUGCAACUUGAUUUGUGAGCGUCUUUUCAGCGGGGGCUCGCUCAUAAGCUCUCUUGUCAUCAAUCACCAUCCCUGUCUCCCGCUCUCAUUCUCCCAAUCUGAUCCAUUUGCUAUUUGGCCCGUGGGAUGUAAAUCUCAUCUUUUACACAAACAGGCCAAUAUCUUAUCCCUGCCAAUCUGCAGCCGCUGUAAACGCUCCCCUCUGUGCGUAAGCCACUAAGCCACCGGCAAUGCCAUUUCAACCCCUGUGGAAACGAUAUAUUUUUUAAAGAAUCGUGCUCAUAUUUUAAAUACAUGUUGAUUUCUUAAACAUCGAAAUUAAUCUGUUUUGUUUUUUUGUUAGUUUUUUCCCUCAAAUGCAAUGCACCCAUACUAACUGCGUAUGUGUAUAUGGGGGUAGUGCAGACAUGACCCCAGCCAAAUGCAGGCAUGCGACUAGACUGCCCUGCUCGAACGCCCCAAUGGCGGCCCGGCUCAAGUCAUGAGGACUGAGGCCUCUAUAGGCUUCAACGCCAGGGAGAAAGAGUGCAAGUACUCACUGUAGGGUCCUCGCCCACUAAAAUCUUUUUUGUCUUAUUUGUCAUCGCUUUCUUUAUGUUACUGUUCAUAACAUUACAAGUCCUGAGUGGACAGAAGACCUGUAAAUGUGUAUUUAUAAAAUUGAAAAAUCUAAAUGAAUAAAAAUGUGGGGGGAUUUGUAAAUGUU
Molecule: messenger RNA, 4708 nt
Organism: Clupea harengus (Atlantic herring)
Lineage: Eukaryota; Metazoa; Chordata; Actinopteri; Clupeiformes; Clupeidae
Gene: dnajc5ga
Product: DnaJ (Hsp40) homolog, subfamily C, member 5 gamma a
Exons: 5
Coding region: 1505-2128 (207 amino acids)
Source: RefSeq, a predicted model, not a curated record